Periconia digitata is the source of this 1191-nucleotide messenger RNA. Lineage: Eukaryota; Fungi; Ascomycota; Dothideomycetes; Pleosporales; Periconiaceae. The record is from the annotation of a GenBank genome assembly.
CUCUGUGGAUGGAAUCGUAGCUGAACAGUGGAGGUUGGGGCUUUGGGGGCGGAACUCAGCUAUAAUUGGUGGCUGACCCCUGAGCUGUGGGGAAAUAGUGUACGGCCAAUGACAGAUGACAGUUGACAGUUGACAUGUACAUCAGUCAUCAUCCAAUAUACACUCGAAACAGCAUUGAUGAUAUCCAAAAUACAGUUCCAUUUCUUCCCAGAUCAAAUCCUUGUUACCGAAUUCGAUAGCAACUACCAGUUAAGUUGAAACGAUGAUGAUAUGACGACAUCCAAGUCACCACAGCAAGCGAACUGGCCGGCGCCCUUCAUCAUCGAGCCUUCAUCACCACCACAUACAACAACCUUCAUCUUGCUCCAUGGCUUGGGUAGCAACGGCGAAAAAUUUGGUCGGGAGCUUCUCGAUACCGGAAUAUCUUCUGAUGGCCACAGUCUCCGCACCGCCUAUCCUUCUGCAAGAUUCAUAUAUCCCACCGCUAAAACUCGUCGCGUAACCGCGUUGAAGCGGUCCAGGGUCCCCGCAUGGUUCGACAUGUACAGUCUUGGAGAUCGGCUGUAUCGCGAGGAUGUCCAAAUCGAAGGUCUUGUAGAAUCCUCGGAGUACAUUCGCGUCCUGAUUGAGCGGGAAUUGCGAGGGUCAUUGCAACCGAAGGAUAUCAUUCUGGGGGGCAUUAGCAACGGAUGUGCACUGGGCCUCACAACACUUCUGAGUUUGGCCUACCCAAUUGGAGCUUUUGUAGGGCUGUGUGCUCGACUUCCCUUCCGUGGAGAUAUCGAAGAUGUUAUUCGCCACGCAGAUGCGGUCAUCAAUGGGCAGGGCGAUGGCGAGGUUACGUUUGGUGAAGAGGAUGAUGCCGUCGCUUCCGAGCUCAAAGAUCCAGCAAUUGAGGUCUUGACUCUCGUGCGAGAUUUGGUAUCCAUUGAUGCGAAAGUCGGUGAAGAGUCAAUAAGCAUUGCGAAAAGUGCUCUGACGACACCAGUCUUCCUAGGCCACGGGGAACAGGACAACGUGGUUCCUUGCUUUCUGGGAAAAGAUGCCGCUCAAACACUCACCUCGCUCAACGUCGACGUCACUUGGAAGCUUUAUCCAGAUCUGGGUCAUUGGUACAAAAUUCCUGAUGAGAUUGACGACAUACUAGCUUUCUUGCGCGACAAAGCCCAGCUGUUUGACACUGAAAAGUGA